This is a messenger RNA of Caretta caretta (loggerhead turtle), 2377 nucleotides long. RefSeq names its product proline and serine rich 3 (gene PROSER3). Lineage: Eukaryota; Metazoa; Chordata; Testudines; Cheloniidae. The record is from RefSeq and is a predicted model, not a curated record.
GGAGGGUCCUGGGGGUUGCUGGGACAGGGGGUGGAGCCCGGACGCCUGGGUUCCCAUAACCCCCACGGUCCCGCACUUGCGGGGCUGGGAAGGAUGGAGUCCAGCACAGCUCUGUUCUCUGUCCAGGGGAGUCCCUUUGCCUUGGGGAGCCCAGCCCGGAGCCACUACCACCCUUCGCCUGCCCGCCUGCCUGGCCCACAGCACCAGUGCACGGCCCUGAGCCCAGCCCACCUGCUGCCAAGUGUCCCUGCCAUCGCCUUGCACCGACAGUGCCCCCCUGAGCCCACAGCCUCCAGCCCCCAAGACCUCAGCUUCCUGCAGGGCCCCAGCUGCUGGGGGACAGCUCUGGACUCAGACUCCACCAAUCCCGUCCUGGAAUCAUGGCCCUCGACCGACUGCAGCUCCCCUAGCACCCCCGAGAAGACGCCAGACUUGAGGCAGCUGCUGGACCCCCUAGCCUCAGCCCGGGCUGGGGUGUCCAUCAUUGCCAAGUACAUAGAGCGUUUCCGCCAUGGGCAGCCGAGCAGCCGCAGCCAGCGCCAGGUGCCCCCCAUCCCCACAGCCAGGGAGUUCUGGUGGCUCGAGCCAGCACCUCCCUCUGACAGCUCCACCCCGAAAGGGGGGGCAAAGCCAGACUGCGCCAAGCUGGAAGAGGCCAGACCGCCGCUGCGCCCCAUGGGGGUCCCCUCAGAUACUUCCCUGCUGGAGUCGCCUGACCCCGACACCUGCAGCCUGCAGGAGAGAGCCACCCGGCUGCUGCUGAGAAGUGAGUCCUCCCUGAGCAGCACCAUCCCCGUCAGCUCUGAGGGGCUGCGCUCCACACCUCCAUCCAGCAUCCCGGACUCGGACCAGGCGCUUCCCAGCCCCCCUUACCUCUCCCUGCUGGAGCCCUCCCCAGGGUCCCUGCCUCCUGCCCAUAUCCCACAAAGCUCCUCUUCCACUCGGCCGGAGGAUGACAUCCUUUUCCAGUGGCGCCUGCGUCGGAAGAUGGAGCAGGCAAGCCAGGCCGGCAGGUCACUGCCCAUGCUGGGCUGGAAGAGUCAGCUGGCCUGGGGCCCAAAGACGGGUGAUGGGGCGUGCAUGACACGUCCUGGCCUUGGGCUGCUGCCAGGUGUGGCAGCAUGGAAGAGCGGAGAUGGCACUGCGUUCCCAGCACCUGCUGCCGAGCCAGAAGUGAGAUCUGGCCUGGAGUGGGCACCAGGAUCCUCUGUGCUUCACCAAGGAAUGGGGCACCCCCUGGAGGUGCCCUUCCUGAGUGCUGAGCCAGCUGUGAGGCAGAACCCCAUAGCAGUUCAUGUCCUGGGGCAGGUGGCAUCUGUUGCAACUUCCUCCAGCACACCACAGCCUGAGGGAGAUGGAGGAGGAGCUGCAGAGAGGUGGAGCUCCCGGGAUGCUUGGCGGGUAGCGGGACCGGCGGAGCAGGCCGCCUCCCGGGAUGCUCGGCGAGCAGCGGGACCGGGACCGGCGGAGCAGGCCGCCUCCCGGGAUGCUCGGCGGGGAGUGUGGGCAGUGGGUGUGGCACAGAACAUACUUAAAGAGACCCAGCAGCCUUCCAAACCUCAGCCGUCGCAAGGCAGAGCUGCCCUGGAGCCAGAGACCACCCCCAGCUGGAGGAGCGGGAAGGGGGAGUCCUCCAUCCACAGUGCCCUGGGGCAGGUGAUCUCUGAGAGGCUGUUCUCCCCCCCAGCUUCUCCCCACCCCACCAGGGGACACCAGUCAGGGCAGGGAGCAGUCUCUCCUUCAGAGCAGGGUGCAGCAGGGGAGCUCCCGGUCCCUGGCUCCCAGCACCCACAGCUGCUGCAGCUGGCGGCUCAGCUGCUAGAGGAGGCAGAGGAAUCAGAUGGCACUGAGUUCGAGGAGGAUCCACUGCUGGAGGUGCUGCGGGGCCAACGAGAGGAUCUGCGCAGCCAGCUCCGGGCCGUCGACAUCGCAGUGUCCAGGCUCAUGUCUCAGGGCUUGGCUGAGCCGCCCGGCCGCCCCUGCUGAGGGUCUCUGGGUCACCCUUUCUUCCAGCCCUGCUCUGUCUGGAAUCAGCCUUGGGGGGCCGGUAACAAUAUCCUGAGCCAGGGCGACUGGCUAUGAGUCCACGUACCCCCAUCUCAGGGCCGAGUCAGCCCAGAGCCAGGGGUGGGCGAAUCUGCCAGCUCCCCUUGGGCCAGAUAGGCUACCUAGCGCUGCCUGCACCUCAGCCAGGGCCUCGUGCCCCUUGGGGUAGGGUCAUUGGCCCAGCGGGAGCGCUGGCUGUGGGUGGAGCCCCCAGCCUGGUCCAGCGGGGGGCACUGUAGGGCACAGGUGUGCUGGGGGGAGCUGUUCACUGGCCGGGUGUGUAUGGUUUUUGCUGUUUUCUUAGGCAGUGUAAUAAAAGUGUGUUUCCUAA